UGAAAGCUAGCGACGCCGGGAAGACUCGCUGAGGCUGUCAGAAGUUGCUGUUUCGCCCAGCAUGGGUGAAUCCUCAUCGGCUUCCUACAUCCGAAUGGUGCAACACUUGAUCGAGCAAUGCCUCGUCUUCCACAUGAACAAAAACGAGUGCAUGGAGGCCCUCGCUAAGCAUGCCAACAUCCAACCCGUCAUCACCUCCACCGUAUGGAAGGAGUUAGAGAAGGAGAACGAGGAGUUCUUCCAGACAUACAUGAAGGACCAAGAGGAGAAGGCUUUGGAGAUGGAGGCUGUGGAGAGGAGGAUACAGAAGAUCCUCGCUGAGACGGCUGCAAAAGAUUCGGACAAGGAAGAUUAAGAUCAAACUGUCCAUUAAAAUUACCUUUGUCCAUCAGUCAUCUUAUAUAUGUAUAGCCUCCUUAGAUUCCAAUACCACUUCAUCUCUUCUUGUUUCUCCAAAUCAAGUUUGAAUGAUGCAAUUUAUAGGCUACAAAAUGAAGGAUUAAACUGUGGUGGCA
Musa acuminata subsp. malaccensis (wild Malaysian banana) is the source of this 515-nucleotide messenger RNA. RefSeq lists its product as uncharacterized. The record is from RefSeq and is a predicted model, not a curated record. Lineage: Eukaryota; Viridiplantae; Streptophyta; Magnoliopsida; Zingiberales; Musaceae.